UCGGCGGUGCGUCACGUGACAUCAGCAGCAGCAGCAGCAAGAGCUGCAAACACACGGAGCUGCUGGCUGGGGUCUGAUCAUCAUCAUCAUCAUCAUCAUCACCACCGCCGCCGCAACGACGGUCUCGAGGCGUACCGACCGAGUCACGCGGGGUCUUCGCGGUUCUUCCACGGGUGCUGAGCUACGCGGGGCCAUGGCGGGCCGCCGUUGAACCGGAGAUACCGAUUUAUUUUCUCUUUGUUCGCUUCGUUCGCCUCGCACGCGCCUCGGCCGAGGAGGGGCCGCCGGAAAAGCUCUCCCUGUCGCGCGGAGGAGGAGCGGCGUAGCGGUGGUAGCAGCAGCAGCACGAUAAACCGGGAGGUGUUUUCUUCCACGGGAGGACCGAAUGGCGGAUCGCGAGGCGUCGCCGGUGCCGCUGGAGGUGCGAGCCCGGCUGGCGGAGCUCGAGCUCGAGCUGUCAGAGGGGGACAUCACUCAGAAGGGUUAUGAGAAGAAGAGGUCCAAACUGAUCAGGGCGUUUGUUCCGCAUGCUGGAGGGAUGGAGGGCCCCAUGUCCCACCGGACCCCCCUCGGACCCCCCUCCGCUGCCCGUUUCCAUCGGCGACGGACGUCAGGGGCCAGAGAUGAGCGUUACCGAUCAGACGUCCACACGGAGGCGGUCCAGGCCGUGUUGGCACGCCACGUAGAGAGGAAAGUUGCCGUGCCGAUGCCAUCCAAACGCCGCUCGCUAGUAGUUCAGACGUCUAUGGAUGCCUACACACCCCCAGGACUGUCCCCCCUGUGCUCAGACUCCUCGUCGGGCUCCGAGGGGGAGGAGGAGGGGGAGGAGGAGGAGGAGGGGGGACCCGGGGACGACAUGCACGGGAUGGAGCACUGGCUGACGCGCCCCGCCCAGCUAGGCCCCGCCCACCUGGGCUCCACCUCCUCCUCCUCCUCGUCCACGCAGAGCGGGGGCAGCGGCAACGCCGGGCGGCUGGCCGACUCGCUGGCGCACGCCCACAUCUCCCACCCGCACCUGUCGCACCCGCACCUGUCGCACCCCCACCUGUCGCACCCCCACCUCUCCCACGCCCACCUGAGCCAGUCGCUGCACCAGCAGAGCCACCUGUCCCAGUCCCACCACGGUAUCGGCCACCUCUCUCUGAAGAGGAAGGGGGCUCUGAGCGUCGCGGAGAACGGGGGCUCCCUGAGACGCUCCUGUGAGUUCGGCUCCGACAUGCUGUGGCCCCCCCCUCUGGAGUCAGACGAGAAGCACUCCCGCCCUCCAGGUGUGACUCGUUACCCCUCUCACUCCUCUCACUCCCACACAGAGCGCCACCACAUGGCCAACAUGGGAACCAUCGCCCGCAACACUCAGAAGUACGGCAACGCUGAGCGCAUGGAGACCGGCGACGGUGUGCCGGUCAGCAGCCGUGUGUCGGCUAAGAUCCAGCAGCUGGUGAACACCCUGAAGCAGCCGCGCAGACCCCCGCUAAGGGAGUUCUUUGUGGACGACUUCGAUGAACUCCUAGAAGUCCAGCAGCCCGACCCCAAGAUGCCCCGCCCCGAGGGCGCGGAGAUGAUGCCGGUGCGGGGCGAGGCGCUGGGCGUGGUCACCAACUGGCCCCCCUCCCUGGAGGCGGCCCUCCAGCGCUGGGGGACCAUCUCCCCCAAGGCCCCCUGCCUCACCAGCCUGGACACGGCCGGGAAGCCCCUCUACGUGCUCACCUAUGGGAAGCUGUGGUCCCGCAGCAUUAAGCUGGCUUACAACAUCCUGCACAAACUGGGCAGCAAGCAGGAGCCGAUGGUCCGGCCCGGCGACAGAGUGGCGCUGGUGUUCCCCAACAACGACCCGGUUGCCUUCAUGGUGGCCUUCUACGGGUGUCUCCUGGCCGAGGUGGUCCCUGUGCCCAUCGAGGUGCCCCUCACCCGCAAGGAUGCGGGCAGCCAGCAGAUCGGCUUCCUAUUGGGCAGCUGUGGCGUUACCGUGGCGCUGACCAGCGAUGCGUGUCACAAGGGGCUGCCCUAAGAGUGCCACGGGGGAGAUCCCGCAGUUCAAAGGUUGGCCCAAGUUGCUGUGGUUCGUCACAGAGUCCAAGCACCUGUCCGACCCCCCAGGGACUGGUUCCCCCACAUCAAGGACGCCAACAACGACACGGCGUACAUAGAGGUAACGGCCAAAGGUUGUGGGUUCAAUCCCCUGCCAGGCCAAGGUGUGACACCUCUUCUGUUGCUGCUUUCCAAAAUAAAGGUUUCUUCUAAAGCACUAUUUUUUGAAAAUAGGGAUUUAGAAAAAACAGAAGACAGUCAGUUGUUGGCUGUUUAUUAGGAAUAUAUCGUACACACAUUUAUAUUUGAUACAUUUUUAUAUUUAAAAUACAAAUGUUGAAUACAUUUUUAUUGCAUCCCAUUAUUU
Gadus macrocephalus (Pacific cod) is the source of this 2395-nucleotide messenger RNA. Its product is annotated as disco-interacting protein 2 homolog C-like. The coding region runs from base 386 to 2008 and encodes 540 amino acids. Lineage: Eukaryota; Metazoa; Chordata; Actinopteri; Gadiformes; Gadidae. The transcript has 13 exons. The record is from RefSeq and is a predicted model, not a curated record.